Messenger RNA from Stegastes partitus (bicolor damselfish), 1008 nucleotides. It is a transcript of the gene dnajc17, whose product is annotated as DnaJ (Hsp40) homolog, subfamily C, member 17. Gene Ontology annotation, biological process: spliceosomal complex disassembly. Lineage: Eukaryota; Metazoa; Chordata; Actinopteri; Pomacentridae. The record is from RefSeq and is a predicted model, not a curated record. The transcript has 10 exons. Gene Ontology annotation, cellular component: spliceosomal complex. Gene Ontology annotation, molecular function: RNA binding. The coding region runs from base 142 to 975 and encodes 277 amino acids.
GGUCGACAACGUCAAACUCAUGCUGCCUGUAGCCCGCAUAACAACAAACUGAUAAAAACUAGCCAAACGUUAACAUUUAAGCCACAGGGCUACAUUUCUAUAAUUUUUCUGUGUUAGUACUGUACGUUUUUAUUGGCAGAAAUGUCCGGAAAGGCCAAGGAUAUCCUGCAGAUGGACCUUUAUGGUUUGCUCGGCAUUGAAAGCUCUGCUACAACGAAGGAGAUCAAGAAAGCUUAUCGACAGAAAGCCUUGACAUGCCAUCCAGACAAGAACCCAGACAACCCCAAAGCAGCCGAGCUCUUCCACCAGUUAUCCCAGGCUCUUGAGGUGCUAGCUGAUGCUGCUGCCAGGGCUGCCUACGACAAAAUUUGUGCUGCCAAGAAACAAGCAGAAGAAAGAAACAAGAAACUAGAUGAUAAGAGAAAGAAAAUUAAGCUUGACUUGGAAGCCAGAGAGCGACAAGCAGAAGCUCAGAGCCAGGAAGAGGUGCAAAUCACAAGAACACUUGAAGAAGAGAUUGCACGCCUAAGGGAGGAGGGAUCCAGACAGCUUGAAGAGGAACAGAGACUCAUCAGAGAGCAGAUCCAGAGAGAAAGAGAAGCACAGCAACGCACAGGAGACUACACUUACAAAAACUCAGGAGUGGAGAGAUGUUCCAAGAGCAAUGCAACCCCCAAAUUGAAGUUGAAGUGGAAGUGUAAAAAAGAUGACGAGAUGAAUGGAGGCUACUCUCAAGACAUUCUUUUUAAACUUCUACAAAAGUACGGGGAUGUUUUGAAUGUGAUUGUAUCGAAAAAGAAGAAAGGAAGUGCUGUGGUUGAAUUUGCAACUGUGAGAGCAGCUGAGCUGGCUGCUAAGAAUGAAAGUGGGCUGAGUGGAAACCCCUUGAAGAUUUCUUGGCUUGACGGACAGCCUGAGGUUGUUGCCACAGCAUCUCAAUCCGGCCCGUUCAUGUCUUCACAGGUACUGUUAUAACAUGAAAAAUGCAUUGUUGUAAUUCCGCCCCUC